AUGUCCGGCUUCGACUCUGGCCGCGUCUACUCGGCCCAGGCGCUGGCAGGCUCUGAGGCGUCCAGAGCACCAGAGGCGCCCGCCCAGACCGAGCAGACCCUCUUCAACUUUGUCCAGAGCUUCCGCACCGGCAACGACUACAUCUACCGAGACCGCCUCCGCGCAAACCUCCUCGCAAAGCAGUACCUCCUCGACGUACAGCUCGAGCACGUACAGCUAUGGUCAAACAACCUCGCACACGCCCUCAGAGAGACGCCCGCCGAUAUCCUCCCCCUGUUCGAGUCGGCCGUCAAGCGCGCCGCCCGCGCCAUCCUCUACCCCGUCACUGCACCCGGCCAGCAGCGUCCAGAGGCUCCCGACUGCCAGGUCACCCUCCGCUCCCAUGCUAACCUCACCGGCAUGCGUGACCUUCACGCCGACAGCAUCUCACACCUCGUCCGUGUGCCCGGCAUCGUCAUCGGCGCAACCACCCUCACCUCGCGCGCCACCCAGCUCCACAUCAUGUGCCGCGACUGCCGCUCCACAAAGGCGCUUCCCAUCACCUCGGGCUUCGGCGGCUUCACCCUGCCCCGCUACUGCGACGCCACCAAGCUCGAUUCCAGCAGCCCAAAGUGCUCCACCGACCCCUACGUCAUCAUCCACGACCGCUGCCGCUUCGUCGACAACCAGACCGUCAAGCUCCAGGAGGCGCCCGACAUGGUGCCCGUCGGUGAGCUGCCCCGCCACAUGCUCCUCUCGGUCGACCGCGCCCUCUGCGGCAGGGUGGUGCCCGGGUCCCGCAUCAUUGCCACGGGCGUCUACUCCACCUUUACCAGCAGCAAGGCCGGCAAGGGCAAGCAGGGCGGCGCCGUCGCCCUCCGCACCCCGUACCUCCGCGUCGUCGGCCUCGAAAUCGACGCCGAGGGCGCCGCCGGCCGCGGCAUGGCGCGGAUGUUUAGCGCAGAAGAGGAGGAGGAGUUCUCCAGGAUGGCGCGCACAAAGGACCUCUACGAAAAGUUUUCCGCCAGCAUCGCGCCGAGCAUCUUUGGCAACAACGACAUCAAGAAGGCCAUCACCUGCCUCCUCUUCGGAGGGUCCAAGAAGGUGCUGCCGGACGGCAUGCGCCUCCGUGGCGACAUCAACGUGCUGCUCCUCGGCGACCCGGGUACCGCCAAGUCGCAGCUGCUCAAGUUUGUCGAAAAGGUGUCGCCCAUCUCGGUCUACACUUCGGGCAAGGGAAGCAGUGCGGCCGGUCUGACGGCCUCGGUGCAGAGGGACGCCCAAACGCGCGAGUUUUACCUCGAGGGCGGCGCCAUGGUCCUGGCCGACGGCGGCGUCGUGUGCAUCGACGAGUUUGACAAGAUGCGCGACGAGGACCGCGUGGCCAUCCACGAGGCCAUGGAGCAGCAGACAAUCUCGAUUGCCAAGGCGGGCAUCACGACGAUCCUCAACUCGCGCACCUCGGUGCUGGCGGCGGCCAACCCCGUGUUUGGGCGGUACGACGACAUGAAGUCGCCCGGCGAGAACAUCGACUUCCAGACGACGGUGCUCAGCCGGUUCGACAUGAUCUUUAUCGUCAAGGACGAGCACAACGAGCAGCGCGACCGCACCAUCGCCAAGCACGUCAUGAACAUCCACAUGAACCGCGCCACCGAUGCCCAGAACGCGGCGCAGGGCGAGAUCGACAUUGACCAGAUGAAGCGCUACGUGUCGUUCUGCAAGGCGCGCUGCGCGCCGCGGCUGUCGCCCGAGGCGGCAGAGAAACUGUCUUCUCACUUUGUGGCGCUGCGCAAGCAGGUGGCGCAGGUGGAGCGCGACAACGACGAGCGGUCGUCGAUCCCGAUCACGGUGCGCCAGCUCGAGGCGAUCAUCCGGAUGUCCGAGUCGCUGGCCAAGAUUACGCUGCAGCCGACGGUGCGCGAGGAGCACGUCGACGAGGCCAUCCGCCUCUUCCGCUUCUCGACCAUGGACGCGGUGCAGGCGGGCAACGUCGAGGGUAUGACGCGCGGCGAGCUGGCCGAAGAGUGCCAGAAGCUCGAGCGCGAGAUCCGCCGGCGGCUGCCCAUCGGCUGGAGCACGAGCUACGCCAAGCUGAGGCACGAGUUUGUCGAGAGCCAAGGGUACACCAACCACUCGCUCGAAAAGACGCUCUUUAUCCUCGAGAAGCGCGACGUCAUCCGCUUCUCGAACCAGCGCAAGGCCCUCACGCGCACCGGCGUCUGA
Pseudozyma flocculosa PF-1 is the source of this 2202-nucleotide messenger RNA. RefSeq lists its product as uncharacterized. The record is from RefSeq and is a predicted model, not a curated record. NCBI's taxonomy places the organism in Eukaryota, Fungi, Basidiomycota, Ustilaginomycetes, Ustilaginales, Ustilaginaceae. The transcript is spliced from 3 exons. Gene Ontology annotation, cellular component: MCM complex; nucleus. Bases 1 to 2202 code for a protein of 733 amino acids. Gene Ontology annotation, biological process: DNA replication; DNA replication initiation; double-strand break repair via break-induced replication. Gene Ontology annotation, molecular function: DNA replication origin binding; ATP binding; 3'-5' DNA helicase activity.